AUGCACCCCUGCUAUAAAAUAGCAAACCUCUCUUAUGUGCUAUCAAGCACUCCCUCCAGAAUAUGUAUUUUGAUAUAUAGUUUCUUUGUUUCAUUAUCUGUUAUCACAAUAUGUGGGAACUUUCUCGUGAUCAUCUCCAUCAUUUACUUUAAACAGCUGCACACUCCUACUAACUCUCUCAUCCUGUCUCUAGCUGUGGCUGACCUGCUUGUUGGGAUUAUAGUCGUUCCUUUCAGCAUGGCAUUCUCUCUCAGCUCAUGUCUGUAUCAUGACGGGUUAUUUUACAGAUAUUAUGCAGUGUGUCAUCCCCUGACAUACAGGACAAAGAUAAAUCGUCGUGCUGCUAUGAUCAUGAUCCUGGUCAGCUGGAGUUCUUCUGUUCUUGUUGCAACUGGCCUUGUAAUGGCAGCAUUACAACAAGAUAAAUAUCAAGAAGGAUGUUUAGUUGAGGUUUUAUUGGCAACAACUAUAGGAAUUGUUUUUACAUACUUGCCACUGGUCAUAAUGCUCUGUAUCUACCUGAAGAUUUUAUUUGUUUCACAUAGACAGGCACGCAGCAUCCAGAACACAACAAAGCCUGGAGCAACUGUCAGUAAGAUGGAGAGGAAGGCCACCAAAACGUUAGCCCUCAUUAUGGGAGUUUUUCUGAUCUGCUGGACUCCUUUCUUCCUUUACAUUACAGUUAAUUCUGCAAGCAAUUAUUCAGUGUCGGUUACUAUUAUAGAAACCCUUAACUGGCUUGCAAUGUCAAAUUCAAUGUUGAAUCCAUUUAUAUAUGCUUUCUUUUACAGCUGGUUCAGGACUGCUUUCAGGAUGAUAAUUUCUGGCAAAAUAUUCAAAGGUGAUUUUGUCAACUCCAAACUGCAGUGA
Molecule: messenger RNA, 870 nt
Organism: Mugil cephalus (flathead mullet)
Lineage: Eukaryota; Metazoa; Chordata; Actinopteri; Mugiliformes; Mugilidae
Product: trace amine-associated receptor 1-like
Exons: 2
Coding region: 1-870 (289 amino acids)
Biological process (GO): G protein-coupled receptor signaling pathway
Cellular component (GO): membrane
Molecular function (GO): trace-amine receptor activity
Source: RefSeq, a predicted model, not a curated record